Molecule: messenger RNA, 1378 nt
Organism: Selaginella moellendorffii
Lineage: Eukaryota; Viridiplantae; Streptophyta; Lycopodiopsida; Selaginellales; Selaginellaceae
Product: ethylene-responsive transcription factor ERF034-like
Exons: 1
Coding region: 416-1153 (245 amino acids)
Biological process (GO): regulation of DNA-templated transcription
Molecular function (GO): DNA-binding transcription factor activity; DNA binding
Source: RefSeq, a predicted model, not a curated record
UUGUUUGGCUUAAAUUCGAUCCAUACGUGUCGGGUGAGUGAUCCCAGAGCGUUUUUUUUCCAUUCCAUUCGCGAUAGAAUCUUUGUUCUUGCGCUGGAUUGAGGGAAGAACAGAGCGCUCUUCUUGGGCUGAAAGGGAGGGAAGAAGAAUCGUGAUCAUAUUGUGCAAUGUGGAGUAGAAUUCCUUCUAAUCAAUCCCUGAUCUAUCCUCUCAAUCUUUGUUCUUGAGAGUCUGAUUUGAGAGAAGGUAGCAACAAUUAUUUCUUGCGCGCACAAUGUGGAAGGAGUGAUGAGGUGAAUUCCCUCUUUUUCAUAGCCUCUGCUCUUCCAAAGCUAGACAAGAAAUUCCCCAACUAGAAUCGAUUAGAAUUGGAUCCAAUCCGAAAGAGGAGGAGCAAUUCCAAUCCAAUCCUAUCAUGGGCGCCGAGAAGCGAUCGAUGAUUGAUCACCCAAUGCCCGGCUGCGGCGAAGCGAGCAAGAAAAAGUACCGGGGCGUGAGGAUGAGGACGUGGGGCAAAUGGGUGUCGGAGAUUCGUGAGCCCACCACGCAAGCCCGGAUAUGGCUGGGGAGCUUCGCCACCCCCGAGAUGGCGGCGCGGGCGUACGACGCGGCGGUUCUCUAUCUCAAGGGCGCCUCCGCCCUUCCCGCGCUCAACUUCCAGGAUUCCAUUCACCACUUGCCCAAUCUCGCCGCAUUCUUUGAUCAAUCCACCGCCAAUUCCUCGUCCGAUGAUCCACUGGCGCCGCAGAUCAAGGCAAUCCAGGCUGCUGCAGCCGCCGCUGCUACCGCAUCGAUGGAUCGCUCCACCGAGGAGCAAGAUUCCUCCUCCAGGACGCUGUCCCUCCAAGAGCAAAUCCUUGGAAUGGAGCAACAAGAGAGUGGACGUUUCUCCCAAAAUCCAGGGGACGAUCGCGACGAUGAGGUCGUGUUCCUGGCAGAGAAGAAGCCCAGGAUCGCAAUGCAGGAGCAGGAAAUCGUGGAGGUCGAGGCCAUGGCCGAGGAGCAGCGAAAUUGGCUGGAUUUCUACUGCGACAACGAGUGGAUCUUUGAUCUGCCGCAGGUUUUCAUGGCCAAUUCGCCUCUCGGCAGCCCGAUAGACGAGGUCGACAGGAUGGACGACCGGCUCUGGCCGCAUUCUUGCAAUCCACUGUGAUCCAUCGCAGCUCUAUAGACUAGAUUUCCCGGAAGUGUACAUAUGCUCUGUUUGGGUUCUAUCCUCUGUUUUUAGGGUUCUUGGUUGGUCAACCAAUCAUUUUCUCAUGGGACAUCCUUCCAUUUCACUCCAGCUGGAAUGUGGAUUGGAAGCUGCCCUUGAAAUUCCUCCUUGUCAGUUCUUAUAAUUGUCGAAUAGCUUUGACAAUCCAAAGGAUUCCUUGUA